Molecule: messenger RNA, 1803 nt
Organism: Telopea speciosissima
Lineage: Eukaryota; Viridiplantae; Streptophyta; Magnoliopsida; Proteales; Proteaceae
Product: isocitrate lyase
Exons: 3
Coding region: 70-1803 (577 amino acids)
Biological process (GO): carboxylic acid metabolic process
Cellular component (GO): glyoxysome
Molecular function (GO): isocitrate lyase activity
Source: RefSeq, a predicted model, not a curated record
AACACAACUACUUCUCCUUCUGUUUGACAAGCAAUUCUGUAAUUUCUUUCCCCCCCUUAGGUUCUUGCCAUGGCUGCAUCCUUCUCAGUACCUUCAAUGAUGAUGGACGAAGAAGGAAGGUUUGCAGCAGAAGUAGCAGAGGUGCAGGCAUGGUGGAACUCUGAGAGGUUCAAGCUCACCCAUCGUCCUUACUCAGCCACUGAUGUGGUCUCCCUCCGAGGCAACCUCAAACAGAGCUAUGCCUCUAACGAGCUCGCCAUGAAGCUCUGGAAGACCCUCAAGACCCAUCAAGCAAACAGCACUGCUUCCCGAACCUUUGGUGCUCUGGACCCGGUUCAGGUCACCAUGAUGGGUAAAUACCUUGACACCAUCUACGUCUCGGGUUGGCAAUGUUCAUCGACCCACACCACCACCAAUGAACCCGGUCCAGAUCUUGCUGAUUACCCAUACGACACUGUCCCGAAUAAGGUCGAACACCUGUUCUUCGCUCAACAAUACCAUGAUAGGAAACAAAGAGAGGCUCGUAUGAGCAUGAGCAGAGAAGAAAGAGCUCGAACACCUUAUGUGGAUUACCUGAAACCCAUAAUUGCAGAUGGAGAUACUGGUUUUGGUGGCGCAACUGCAACAAUUAAGCUUUGUAAACUCUUUGUUGAACGAGGCGCUGCGGGUGUCCACAUUGAAGACCAAUCUUCGACGACUAAGAAAUGUGGGCACAUGGCAGGGAAGGUUUUGGUUUCAGCAGGGGAGCACAUCAAUAGGCUUGUUGCGGCAAGAUUGCAGUUCGAUAUCAUGGGUGUGGAAACCUUAUUGAUUGCUCGAACUGAUGCGGUUGCGGCGAAUUUGAUUCAAACUAAUGUCGAUACUCGUGAUCAUCAGUUCAUAUUGGGUACUACAAACCCCAAUCUCAAAGGAAAGGGUCUGGCUACUACUCUUGUUGAAGCCAUGGCUAAUGGGAAGACAGGGGCACACCUGCAAGCAAUUGAGGACAAUUGGUUAUCAAUGGCUCAAUUAAAGACCUUCUCUGAUUGUGUUGUGGAUGCAAUUAACAAUUUGAACAUAGAAGAGAACGAGAAGAGAGGGAGAUUGAAUGAAUGGAUGAAACAUUCCAGCUAUGACAAAUGCCUUUCUAAUGAGAAAGGCAGAGAGAUAGCAGAGAAAUUGGGGGUUAAGAACCUGUUCUGGGACUGGGAUUUGCCUAGAACCAGAGAAGGUUUCUAUAGGUUCAAAGGAUCUGUAAUGGCAGCAAUUGUGCGUGGAUGGACUUUUGCUCCUUAUGCUGAUCUUAUCUGGAUGGAGACUUCAAGCCCAGAUUUGAUGGAGUUGACCACAUUUGCAAAAGGGGUGAAAUCAAUGCACCCAGAGAUGAUGUUAGCUUACAACUUAUCUCCAUCUUUUAAUUGGGAUGCUUCAGGGAUGAGAGAUGAAGAGAUGAAGAACUUCAUUCCUCAGAUUGCCAAGUUGGGGUUUUGUUGGCAGUUCAUCACUCUGGGUGGGUUUCAUUCUGAGGCACUGGUGGUUGAUAAUUUUGCCAAGGAUUUUGCUAAGAGAGGAAUGUUGGCUUAUGUGGAGAAAAUUCAGAGAGAAGAGAGGACCAAUGGGGUUGACACAUUGGCUCAUCAGAAAUGGUCUGGUGCCAAUUACUAUGACAGGGUACUCAAGACUGUCCAGGGAGGAAUCUCAUCUACUGCUGCCAUGGGAAAAGGAGUGACGGAGGAGCAGUUCAAGGGUGAUACAUGGACUCGACCAGGAACCGCGGAGAUGGGCAGAGGGAGUACUCUUGUGGUUGCGAAGUCAAGAAUGUAA